Messenger RNA from Uranotaenia lowii, 5323 nucleotides. RefSeq lists its product as uncharacterized. Gene Ontology annotation, molecular function: protein binding. The transcript has 2 exons. The coding region runs from base 394 to 4953 and encodes 1519 amino acids. NCBI's taxonomy places the organism in Eukaryota, Metazoa, Arthropoda, Insecta, Diptera, Culicidae. The record is from RefSeq and is a predicted model, not a curated record.
AAAUUAUAAAAUGUUGGAUUUGGUUUCGGAUCAAAUUUUAUAUCAAAACUACUCAUUAAAUUUGCAUUGCUAAAAUAAAAUUGAACAACAAAACGUUUUGUUAUAUCGACUCCCCUUCCUUUUUCUGCGUGCAGUAGAGCAGGUUUUAGUUUUUAGACUGUAAUUUGUAAUUUAUUAACUUUAACGUAGCCUGUCGGUUACAAUUAACUACAGGGUUUAUCCGGAAAGUAAUAGGACUGAUUGUUUUCUGCAGCGAUUGUACUUCGGAGCGUGGUGAAGGUUUCCCAAAAACAGAAGUACCCGGAGAGCCAUUUUCGCGCGACGUGUUUCUGUGAGUGGUGCAAGCUGAAAAUGCAGCAUUCGUUAGAGCAGAGAUAGAGCAUUUCUACCAUAAUGGACACUGACGGAUACAAAAAGACCGGAAAUCUUGGUGCUCUACACGGUGGCCAGUACCAGUUGCAUACACUCAUGUUGCUCUACGAGCGGGCUACUUAUUCCGAACGCUACGAGGACAUGCGUCUGGCAACGGAAAUGGAUGCCGCCGGAAAGUUCGAUGAUUGUAUCCUAUCGUGGCACGAAAGGAAGACGGGAACGAAACAUUGGCUCUUUGUGCAGGUCAAGCGCAAGGAGAUGCCGGCAAAGCUUACCGAAGGAAAACUGCUGCCACUUUCUGCCAAGGAACGGAACGAAGGAGAUUUUUCUUUGUACAAAUAUUUGCUGUCAGCAUGGAAUAUCAAUAACAACGAAGAUUUCGAAGGAGCAAAGCAUUUACUUAUUUUUACAAAUGCUGGCCUUAGCAGUGAUCUGGAACUAUAUAUGGAGGAUGCGAGUGGCGAGAUCGAGGAUUGCUUAAAAGUUAAUCACAGCAAUGCCAGAUGGUUAAAAUUUAAAGCCACCGAUGAACAACUUCAACUCUUGGCUGACUAUGCCAGUAAAGAGUUCGAUGAUCUAGCUAGGAACAUCAGUGCGAUAAUGUUAGAAAGUCAGACUGAGUUCGAUGAAGAAUUGAUUAAAAAAUAUCGUGCGGCCCUUGCCAAUAGGAUUCUGGUGGCGGACAAAAGCUUCAUUUGGUUCGCUCCACGAUUUGUAAAAGGUUCAAAGCUUGAGCCGCUUGAAACGCUUCUGAGAAACAAAAUUUUUAAAGACGAAACCUAUGAGCAAAGAACCAAAUUCAAAGUUUCGAACAAAAACUUUAAUCAGAUUUUGCGUUCCAAAGACACCACUUGUGUAACGCUUCCUAAAAACAUUUCGAAGGAAGAGGUCAUACUAUUUUUGAGUCGAUUAAUCCUUGCUGUGGGCCAGCCAGAUAACAAAAAGUUACAGGACAUCAUAAAAGAUGACUUAGGUGCCUUAUGUCCAUCACAUGAUAGAGCAAUGAAAAACUACUUCGUAAUGUUAGCAUUCAAAUCUCUUCUAGAGCUCGUGAACAAUUGCUUGGAAACCAAACCGGGAAUAAUAUUAAAAAAAGAUUUUUUGAAAGAAAAAAUGGUUCAAACAGAUGAAUUGUACCGAAAUAGCACUAAGUUAAAUAUGUAUGCAGCCAAAUUUCAAGCAGAGAUGGAAAAUUUAGGACUCAGAUUUGUCGAUUUUGAUUUGACUACUACGAAAUUUCCACUCCUAGUUUUAACCAGUACUUCCGGAGGAUUGUUAACCCGUCUCAAAUAUUUUGGAAAACUACAGAGUUAUCCUCACUGCUGUUAUAAUUUGAAGGAUCUGACGGUCCAAUCGGAUCGAAAUAGUCUUUAUAGCAUGCUGAAAAAUCAACAAGGAGAAUUUUUUGUUUUGCUUAAUGCUUACGGCUCGAAAUUAGUUCACUUAGAUGAGAUUGUAGGUGAAAUACUAGCGAAUCCGUUGAAUAAGUUGAUCCUUUUGACAAAUUCCAAAGAACCUGUAGUUAAUUUGACAAAAAAAUUCAUUGUCAUUGAAGACGAGAUAAGUCACUGGCAUUUAUUGGAUGAACCAAGCCAACAGACAUUGAUGCAACGAACAGUUCUUUUCCAAAAUGUUGAAGUGACACUGUCAGAUUUGAUAAGCUUGGAUCCUGCACUUAGUAGUCUGUUGCAGGGAGAAAUCUUAGAACAUAUAAUUCGAGAUAAAACUCCCUUCAGCAUAGGACCGGAAUUGCCCUCUUUGCAAGUCAGGCAUUACCUUCCACGAACUAUCAGUUAUUCACAAAGUAAAGAUGUUUCUGACUAUUUAAGGAUCCCAACGGAAUUCGAUGAAAAUGUAUUCUUAAAACACGUGGGCGCAUCCAACAGUUCCAGAGUAAUAGUUCUGUCCUCGGCACCUGGAAAUGGAAAAAGCACUUUGUGGACAAGUUUAGCAUCAAAGGCAAAAGCGAUGUUUCCGACACAUUGGGUGCUGUUUCUUAAACUGCAGGAUUGUGUCGGCUAUGUUUCAAAGCCAUUCGAUGUAAAAGAUAUUUUUGGUGUGGGUGAUUUUGAAGAAUCAUACCUACAGUUACGUAGGGAGAACCCUAAGGGCAGAAUAUUCGUGUUUUUAGAUGGUUUUGAUGAGGUUCCUUAUGACACUGUUGAAAACAUGAUAACAUUCAUUAAAGUUUUAUCGAAAAAUGCUUUCUUACUUAUAAAUACGCGUAGUCAUCGGGAGAAAGACCUUGCCCAAGUUUUUCCAGGACGAGAGCUUUUUUGUCUUAACCAGCUCACCAGAAAUGAUCAGAAAACUAUGCUCGCAGAUUUCAUGAAUGUCGUUGACUGUAAAGAUGGACCACUGUAUGAUUUCAUGGAAAUGAUAUUGGAUAAGUUGCACGGGAAAUCUAUGGAAAGUGUCAACGAUUUUGUUGGAAUUCCUUUAUUGAUCGAAAUGUUUGCAUCGAUCUACCGAAGAUCAGUAGAAAUUUAUCUGAAGUGGGGAAAAGCAGAAAUGCUCCGGCAAAAUCAUCUUGCAUCUUUGAAUAUUCUACAGCUUUAUAAUCAGUUUGUCUACAGUUCUUACCGACGGAAAGUUGUGAGUCAACUAGGAUUAGAAGAAGAGAGUCAACACGCAAAAAAGCUGCUCAAUAAGAACAACUACAUGUAUCAAGGGUUUCUCGACUUGCAUAAUCAGCUCGGAUUGAUGAAUCUCAUCGAAGAGCAGAAGAUGAAAAUAUUCGGAUGGGAUGAAUACAGCUUGAAUGUGUUGCGACAAAAAAUUAAGCUACUGGAUUCUGCAGUAGUUUCGAAAAUUUCGUCUAGAUCGCCAAGUUUUAUUCAUAAAUCGAUCGGUGAAUACUUUGCUGCUAGAUUUCUGUUUGAAUAUCUCAUCUGCAUGGUUCCGGAUCAUAUAAAUAUAAGCUUUUCAAAUAACAACGCUGUUACGGAUACGCCCUCAGAAAGUAUUGAAAGCCUAUUCGACGUAUAUUACAACAGUUUGUAUCGAUACCCUACAGUUCGUAAAUUCUUCUUUACAAUUGCUAACUCAGCUAAAGAAGCAACUCUAGAUAAAUUGAUCAGCGUGUUGAUGUACAUGCGACCACAUUCUUUCUUUUGGGCGUGCGAAGAAAAUUGCACAGAAUUUGUACGUCGAAUGAUUGGAAUUGAUCCAUUGUUGUUGAAGUCUGAAACCAACACAAAGGAAUCUGUACUACAUUUAGCUGCAGCCAAAGGAAAUAAUGAAAUCUGUGUGCUUUUACUGAAAAAAAAAAGUUCUAUAAAUGCUUUAAACCAGUGGCGCCAAACUCCUCUACACAAAGCUUCAUUGAAUGGACACGCUCAAACCGCUGAACUUCUUCUUGAUCGAGGAGCAGAAAUUGACUGUGUGGAUUCCAAGUUCCAAAGUGCAGUUUAUUUGGCAGCACGUGCAGGAUACGCUGAGGUAGUUGACCUAUUGGCUCGCAAAGGUGCUAACCUAAAUCAAUUAGGUGAGACAGUUUGGAAUGCUUUGCAUGUCGCUGCUUUCCGUGGUCAUUGCGAAGUUGUUCGAGUAUUGCUGAAGUACGAUAUACAACUUAACAACCGCAUUGAAGGUCGCUGGAUUAUGUUCAUGGGUCAAAUGUGUUCUAAACCAAAUUCGGAUAUUGCGUUACUAUUGAUUGAUCAUGAACUCAAAACUGACCGCGAAUCUGGCAUAGCAACGUUAAAAUGGUUAGUUGAACGUGAUAAUGUACGUUUGUUCAAUACAGCAGUGGCCUAUCUCGAUCCUUCAAAUUUGAACGAAUUUUAUCAGUUGGCAAUAGCACGCCGUUCUUUUGAUGUAGCAAGAUUGAUAAUAUCGCUCGCUAAACCUUUCAGUUCUCUGGAAAACGCACUUCACUUAGCUGUAGCAAUGGGAGCUACGCAAUGUGUCGUUGAUGUUAUCAAGAGAAACCCAGAUGUGAAUAUGAAAGAUGAUAAAGGAAAAACUCCUCUUGAAUACGCCUUGAAGAAUGGCUACUAUAGUAUAGUACAUAUUUUAGUUAGUUAUUCAGCUGUGAUUAACAAGUACGAUUUGCAUAUAGCUAUCAAGUCUGGAAAACCCCAAUCAGACGUAUGCGUCGGAGUUCUACUGCACAAUAAAGCCGAUCCUAACAUCUGCGACACACACGGCCAAACUCCAUUACAUUGGGCAGUAAUAAAAAGGAACCUAAGCUGUGUGCAAUUGCUUUUCCAAUACGGAAUAAAUCCAACCAAAGCCAAUGCGGCCGGACAAACAGCUUUGCAUUUAGCUGUAAAAUCGAAGGACUCGGAAAUGGUUGAACUGAUUCUACAGUAUACCGAGAAACUUGAUGGGUUCAUCAACCAAAAAGAUAAACGGGGCAAUACUGCGCUCCACGAAGCCUUUGCUGUCGAGCAACUCGAUAUCAUGUACGUACUGAUAGAAAAUGGAGCUGAUCCCAAAUGCCUCAAUACAAAAAAACAAACCCCCUUGGAAUACGCUGGCACAAAAAUUGCCGAUACAUCCAAAGUUCAGCACUACCUCAAAAUUAUUUUGCUUACUUUGGAAGACAAAAACCCAGCUGAUGUUACAAUACAAUAGUUGGGUUUUGAUUUUAUUUGUAAAAGGUAGCUGGAAUGAUAUUUUUUGUUACAAUUAAAAAGUGUAUUACUUUUUAGGGAAAUCUGUGAUAAAUUUCUAAACCAACUACAAAUAUUCUGAAAUAUUGAAUGAAAAAAAUUUCAAGUAUUCGUCUAAGCGAUGAACAAUCAAAUAAUACUAUUUGUAACGAAUUAAAUUGUUAUUCGACGAUGUCACAUGUAUAAGCUGUAUAUAGUAGUUAACCGGAUUUCUGAGAUGAAAUAUUUUUCAUGUGUACGCUAGCUAUAAAAAUAACAAGCAUUGAAAAUUUUCAAAAUUUGUAGAUGUUUAUGACGCGAAGAUUCAAUAUUUCAUUGUUAUAUAGAUGUUU